CGACAACCCCCAUCACUUAACAAUGGCGACCCAGCAGAACAAGGACAACUGGUCCUCAGAGGCAUAUCAAUCCGCCGCCUCCUUCGUCCCCAAGCUGGCCACGAAGAUUGUCCAAUGGCUUGAUCCCCAGAAAGACGAUGUGAUUCUGGACAUCGGUUGUGGUGAUGGCGUUCUUGAUUUCGAGAUCGCCCAGGUCUUUGAGGGAGGCCGAGGACGCUUGCACGGCGUGGACAGCUCCAGGGCCAUGAUUCAGGCUGCGCAAAAGAAGACAUCGGAUAAUGCGCAUCUGAAAAGCACCUGCACGUUUGAGGUUCUCGACGCAACCGAACUCAUCACCAAAACCCACCUGCACUACGUCCGCUUCAGCAAAGCCUUCUCCAACGCCGCCCUCCACUGGAUCCUGCGUCCCGAAGAAAAGCGAGAAGUCUUCUUCCAGGGCGUCCGCGACGUGCUUGCCCCGGGGGGCGUCUUUGCCUUUGAGAUGGGCGGACUAGGCAACGUGUCGGAGAUCCGGGCCACGCUACUGGCCGCUGUCGGCAGGAGAGUCGGUUUGAAGCGGGCACAGGAGGUGGACCCCUGGUUUUUCCCCGACGAGGAGUGGGUGAGGCAGAUGAUGGAGGAGAAAGUAGGAGGAUGGAAGGUGGAAAAGGUAGAGAGAGAAUGGAGGCCUACAAAUUCCGAUGUGGGUGGCGUGGAGGGAUGGGUGAGAUUGAUGGCUGCUCAGUUUUUGCAGGCACUGGAGAGCGAGGAGGAGAGGGAGGAGGUGGUCAAGGAGGUGGUGGAUGUGCUGGAGGUUGUAUGCGCUAAGCCGGGGGGAGGGUACAUGUAUAGUUAUGUAAGGUUGAGGGUGCUUGCUAGGAAGUUGUGAGGUCAGAUUUUAGGGCUAUUUGGAUGUUAGGGUCAGAUCUAAAGACGUGUUGAAGC
Molecule: messenger RNA, 924 nt
Organism: Neurospora crassa OR74A
Lineage: Eukaryota; Fungi; Ascomycota; Sordariomycetes; Sordariales; Sordariaceae
Exons: 4
Coding region: 23-868 (281 amino acids)
Source: RefSeq, a predicted model, not a curated record